Racocetra fulgida is the source of this 171-nucleotide messenger RNA. NCBI's taxonomy places the organism in Eukaryota, Fungi, Glomeromycota, Glomeromycetes, Diversisporales, Gigasporaceae. The record is from the annotation of a GenBank genome assembly.
AUGAUCUCUGAACCUGAAACAAUUGCACCUGAAUUCGAAGGAACCUCAGUUAAAAGACGAAAAAUUCAUCACAAAACUCGUGAUUAUAAUUUACGAAGACAGACCUCAAUCAAUUACAAACAUACUACCUUAGAUAUUGCUAAUGAUUCACUUGGUUAUGAGGGAGAAUAA